Melampsora larici-populina 98AG31 is the source of this 1241-nucleotide messenger RNA. RefSeq lists its product as uncharacterized. The coding region runs from base 144 to 1016 and encodes 290 amino acids. Gene Ontology annotation, biological process: retrograde vesicle-mediated transport, Golgi to endoplasmic reticulum. The transcript is spliced from 4 exons. The record is from RefSeq and is a predicted model, not a curated record. Gene Ontology annotation, molecular function: SNAP receptor activity. Lineage: Eukaryota; Fungi; Basidiomycota; Pucciniomycetes; Pucciniales; Melampsoraceae. Gene Ontology annotation, cellular component: endoplasmic reticulum; SNARE complex.
AAACAGGUCCUUUUGGGUGAGACUGAGUGGCGAUCGGCUUGGAGCUGCUUGGAAGUGUACCAAUUCACAUUUUUUUUUGAUUUGUCUAUUGAGCUUCAACAGUUAACCAAUUCUUUAUCUUCGAGUGAGUCUCGCUGGACCCGAUGACUUCUUUUCAGUCCAGACCAUCAAAAGAAACAAUCAACUUGAUACGACUCAUUCAUCGGCUGGAGUCACAUUCUCAACGUAUUCUCAUGCCAUCCCUUCAAUCUCAUCGCGAUUCUAAGCCAAACGACGUGGAUCCAGAAAGAUGGUAUUGGGAGCUCAAGAGUCUUGAAACGACCGUCCGACACGCCAAAACAAUCCUUGACACCUUGGACUCAAACCCGACCACUUCUCAAACUAUCAGUCAAAUCGUGGCUCAAGAUCCCAGCACAUUGAAACACAGGCUCCGUGUCGUUCAAGAUCGCAUACAAGCUGCUUUACAGGAAUGCCCACCUCCUACGCCACCCUCCACUCCACCGUUUCGAUCAAGAAUCAAACCUCCAGAGCUACCUUCCCUACCCACAUGCCUACCCACUAGCCUUCCCCACCACUCUCCUUCGGACCUGUUAGAGCAGAUGGAAUCGGACAACCUUAUGAGUGAAAGCCCUGAACUCCCUCAGCUGCCACUCAAACAGGAAGUCAAUCCACGUCAAGCUCUUCUCGGGACCCCGGCGGGUGGGAACAAGACGACGGAAGCCAUCCUUCAACAGCAUCGAUCGAAUGAGGAUGAACUGUCACAUGAGCUAUCCGAAAUGGCUGCACAACUCAAGCGCAAUGCUCAUCACUUUGGCAAGCUAUUGGGUGAAGAUAGAAAUCUGAUAGAAAAUAAUGCGACCUUGCUUGAACGAAACCAUGAUCAAAUGAGACGAGAAGGGGGAAGGUUGGGAGAGGUGACGGUGAAGGGGAGACAGAUGACCUGGUUCACAAUCUUCGCCGUUGCGGGGGUGAUGAUAGCAUGGUUCAUGAUGUUCAUAAUUAUUCGAUUUUCCUGAGAGAGGCGAGCCGAGUACUCUCUCCUUCAUUCUUCUUCAAGCCCGAGGCGAGAUGGGCCGUGGAUCACAAAACCUUUAGCGAGAAGCCUACUCUUUCAGCGAUGGAAUGUAAAUAAUAUAAUGGAACAUGUAUACAACUAACUGCAAACCAGGUUUGGUUUGAGUGUUUGCUGAACUGCCUCUACAUACAUAGCUUGUCAACGAUGUGUCAAUUUAAAAAGAUGU